AUGGUCCUCGGCGAUGACAUCGCGUUCAUCGUCGCGCGCCUCAAGGAGCCGCCGUUCGGCGGCGCGCGGUACGCCUCCCUCACCGGCCCGUCCCUGAGCGAGCUCGGACCCGACGCGACCCGGGAGCUGUGCUUCGACGCGUUCGCCGCGAUCGUCCCCGCGUGGGGCGACGACGCGCGCGACGCCCGCGGCCACCACGGCGGCGAGGACCCGCUCCUGGACUUCCUUCGACACGCCAAGUACGCGCCGCCGCCGUCGACGGACGCGCUGACGAUGCGCGCGGGGUUCGCCGCGGGCGAGCACGACGUCGUCUUCCCCGCGCUUCGGUUCGUCCUGAGCGAUCUCGAUCGAUGCGCGAAGCGCGCGUACGUCGGGCACUUCCUCGCGGACGUCCCGGUCCCGCCCGAGUUUACGCGCGACGACGACGUCCAGGAGCUGAUCCACCAGAGGCACGAGCUGCAGCGGCAGUUCGUGGAGAUCCACAAGGCGGUGGACGCGGCGAGGGCGACGGGGAAGGAUCCGGUCAAGCUGAAACAGCGCGCGACGCAGUUGGAACGCGAGAAGGAAGCCAUCGCGUCGCGCGUCGCCGUCGUGAAGGGCAAGAUCGCGUCGAGGGUGGACGACCGCUCGCGCGUCGCCGCGCUCACGCGCCACGCGACGUCGCUCCGCGCCGCGCGAGAGGAAGAGAUGGAGCUCGCGAGGGCGCUCCGAGAGCAGUACGAAAAGAAGGACGCGUCGGACGCCAAGUACCAACGCGCCGCGGUGCGACUCCGCGAGCAUCGCGCGUCCACCGCGUCGGGGAACCCCAACGCGCUGAUCGCGGCGCUGUCGGACGAGGUGGAGAACGCGCGCGCGCUCGCGAGGGAGAAGCUCCCGGAGGCGCUCGAGAAGAAGCGCGCGCGAUCAGUCGCCGUCAAGGAAGUGUUGGCGUCCGACGCGCGCGCGGACUCGGACCUGCGGCGCGCGACCGAGGACGUCAACGCGCUGCAGGCGGAGACGAGGGAGCUCGAGGAGAGCGUCGCGGUCCUGACGAAGGCGCGCGACGCCGACGCGGCGCUUCGGCAGCAAGCGCAGGUGGCGAAGAGCGUCGCCGCGAAGAGAGACGCGACGCGCGCGAAACGCGACAAGCUGCGGGCGCGGCGAGACCGGCUGACGUCGGAGUACGAGACGGGGGCGGUGCGGACGGAGGGCGGGGACAACACGGGGGGGAGGACGCGCGGCGCGGGCGGCGGCGGGCUCGACGAGGAGAUGCGGCAAAAGUUCGAGACGGUGAAGGCGAAGCUCGCGAGGUAUAAGCAGCUGAAGCGGGAGCUGGACGAGGUCGCCGCGGAGGCGACGACGCUGGCGUCGACUGAGGAGAUUUUGCGCGAACGCCUGUCGCUCGUGUCCGGCGACGUCGCGGAGGAGGAGCGACGCGCGGGCGUGACCGGGUUCGCGGCGGCGUCGGAGACGUUAGAGGAGGUCUCCAGGGCCAAGGCGAGCGUUGACGAGCGGAAGGGCGAGGCGCUCGAGGAGAUCAGCGCGUUCAUCCAGGAGAUUAACAAAAAAGUGAACGAGCGGAAGGGGAAGCUCGCGCCGCAGAUCAAGCGCCUGCGCGAGGCCAGGGCGUCGCACGCGGAGCUCGAAGCUCGGCACGCGGAGAAGAAGGCGGCGUACGACGCGACCGCCGCGACGCAUCGGUCGACGUACGACGCGUUGGAGCGCGAGGUGAACCGAAUGAAAUCGCGAAUGAAGUCGGACGAGGGACGCUUCCGCCUCGCCGACGUCGAAGCCGCGCUCGUGGACGCGCACGUGCGGCGCAUCACGAACGGGCGAGACGCCGCGAGCGUCAAGGCGACGUACGUCGCGCGCGUCGAGGCGGCGGAGGCGGAGGCGAAGCGGCUGAAGCAGAGACAGAAAGAGGUGAAGGACGCGGCGGACGGCGGCGUCGACGCGAUGGAGAUGAUGAAGGAUCUGCACCGGCUGAUGACGAUCAAGCUGAGCGCGGCGAGGCGGCUCAUGGGGGAGACGCGCGGGAGCGAGAGCGUCACGAACACCGGCGCGAACGUGCUGAGCAUGUGACGAUCGACGAGCGACGACGACGCGCGCUGUGCUGUUAGCUGUUAGCCACCGUCGCGCGCGAUCGAAAUCGAAAUCGAAAUCGAAAUCGAAAUCUAAAUCG
Micromonas pusilla CCMP1545 is the source of this 2161-nucleotide messenger RNA. It is a transcript of the gene IFT81, whose product is annotated as intraflagellar transport protein 81. Lineage: Eukaryota; Viridiplantae; Chlorophyta; Mamiellophyceae; Mamiellales; Mamiellaceae. Gene Ontology annotation, cellular component: cilium; intraciliary transport particle B; centrosome. The transcript has a single exon. Gene Ontology annotation, biological process: intraciliary transport; cilium assembly. The record is from RefSeq and is a predicted model, not a curated record. The coding region runs from base 1 to 2061 and encodes 686 amino acids. Gene Ontology annotation, molecular function: tubulin binding.